AUGCUGGGAACAGCAGCAGCACAGGCCAAACGCCGCAUACCAAGAUGGCAGAUGACGACUAAAAGAAGUAAGAAAAGCUACACACAAACAAAAAGUUGGUGUAUUUACUUACGUGCAUUUAUUGUAAAGGGAUUCCUACUGUCAAGUGAAACUGUUUGUUUUGAUGCCAUCCCUGCUCCAAAAGGCAGUCGUGCCAGGUGGCGUGCAACAAGAGUAUGGAAGGAGAAUGAAUCUAUUGAAGACAUGAUUGAUCGCUUGGCUGAAAGGCUACACCUGCCACUGGAUGGGAGAUGCAGAGAUCCUGGCACUCCUCUAGGCAACAUAGACGAUGAGCUGAAGAAAGUGAUUCCAGACCUCAAUGACAACAAUAUCUUGAAUUCCCCAGUCACUGUUGGAGGCUUGAAGUAUGCUUUCUUUGAUGCAGCGCCUAGUGGUGCCGGUGUAGUGCCUGUAUGGAACUUCAAGUCUGUUGAACUGGAAGGCAUGAAAGACAUUGAUGAUCUUGAUCUGAGUGAUGAAGCAGGAGGAGACUCUCAAAAUCCAUCAAUGGUUGCUGAGCGUUACUACAUGAAUCAGUCUGUUUUGGGUGACAGUCCGCGAGAUAUGAAGUGCCGAAAUGGAGACAAGGAAAACAUGGUGAAUGGAUUGAGUACCAAUACAAUCCUUGAAAAUGGGGAUUUGUUAAAUGGACAAGCUGCUGAUAGCUAUGGUGCUGAGGUGGAGAUGAACAACGAGCGAACCAAUGGUAACAAUAACAACUGUUGUAAAAAGCAAGUAGAUGCAUCCUGCCAGACAAUUGUCACUGGUGAUAUUCUUGCUACACAAUUCUUUCAUGAAGGUAUUUAG
Acanthosepion pharaonis is the source of this 846-nucleotide messenger RNA. The record is from the annotation of a GenBank genome assembly. NCBI's taxonomy places the organism in Eukaryota, Metazoa, Mollusca, Cephalopoda, Sepiida, Sepiidae.